AUGAGCAUCUGGUUGCCCCUUCCAGGCAAUCAGCAAGUAUUCAUCGAUCUGUUUUUGCACCAGGACGCGUUUUGCGCCAGGUAUAACACCAUUCGUCGCAUUCGAGUAUACAUAGUCAGUUCACUGUGCGCUAUGGCACCCUUCCAUCUGCUCCGUCUCCCUUCUGUAGCUCUCGAUGAGGUUCUCAAGACGAUGUGUCUUCUGGAGUUAAUCCAGCUUGCAAGUGUCUCCAAAAAGAUCCAGCGCUUCAUCAAAAUCACGUUAUCCACGGUGCCUAUCGACAUGGUUGUAGCAAUGCGUCAGGGAAAUAUCAUACUCACUCUUAACGCCGGCGCCACUGCCCAGCCGUUAGAAUUCGCCAUAGACUGUGAAACCAGUUUUGGCGAACUUCGAGAUCUUCAAAUUGAUGGUAUUAGAAUGCAAGUGAGAGUGGACACAGACGCGUCUAAUAUCACAAAUUACAUGAUCCACGCUGCCACACUACAGCGCUUGCUUAACCACUUUGGCAAAAUGUUCAAGGAUUUGACAGUUUCGGUGUGUGAUCGAGAUAAUGAUAGAGACAAAUGGCAUUACUUGACAAAGUUUUUCGAGAAGUAUAAGCCUAAAAUUGAUGAUAUGAGCCUAUACGAUAACGGGGCCAAAACCGAGCUCACCAUCUACAAACAGUUCCUUGCAGCAUCCAAAACAGCGAGAAAGAUCUUUAUUGAGGCAAAGUCUGAGCCAGCAUUUCUGUAUGAUCCUGAUGAAAAACUUCUUGUAACUAAUCAUGUCAAUGUCAAUAUCACACCCGCAACCUGGGUGACCACAGAGAACAUCAAGAUUUUCGGCAACUGCUGUAGUUUGAUCUUAUACGAGACACAAUUUAACAGUGAAGAUCUCAAUAUGAUCCUCAAGGAUUGGAUGGAAGCGCCGGCGUCUCCCCUGGUAGUUUUAAGCCUCGAAGCAGCUGAAUCAAUCGACGAGGACUUGGUUUUCAAGGAUCUACCAGUUAGAGCAAUUGAGGAUGAAGUGGUUAAGGGUUUUAUGCCGAGAGAACCUACAGAGACGCGAUACAGACUUGGCGAACAUGCAGCUAUAUUUAUAGAUGACAAGUUUCUCAAGUUUCAUAAUCUGAGCAAGAUGACUAACUAUAAUUGAUGAAACAUUUUUGUAAUAAAAAUUGUU
Molecule: messenger RNA, 1164 nt
Organism: Caenorhabditis elegans
Lineage: Eukaryota; Metazoa; Nematoda; Chromadorea; Rhabditida; Rhabditidae
Gene: F34D6.1
Product: F-box domain-containing protein
Exons: 2
Coding region: 1-1137 (378 amino acids)
Source: RefSeq, marked reviewed